UUUUAUUACAAACCGAAGAAGAAGAAUACAAAACCGCAGAGAUAGAAUUUGAUUUCUUUACAUCAUCAGCAAUGGAUGAUUUUUUCGUAGCAAUCCUUUCUACACUUCUCAUUGCAGCCUUAAUCCCACUCUAUCUAUGGAAACGCCAUCGCGAUUCUCAAUCUUCCUCAUCUUCAUCUUCCACCGAAGAAGCUCAUCAGGCUCCGGUCAGAGAACCUGCUGCACGUGCCACUGCUACUCGCCGCAUGCGUCGGAGAACGGUUGCGUCUGGUGCUAGCUCUUCUUCAGCUCCACCUGCAACUCAACAAGAGUCUGGAGAUGAAAGUGACAACGAAGCUGCUGGUGAUGAGCAAGAGGCCAAAGCAUCGAAGAAAAAGGAACUCAAAAGGCAAGAAAGGGAAGCUCGGCGGCAGGCCGAAGAAGCUCGGCAGUCAAAGCAAGACCGUUAUUCAGAAAUGCGGAGGUUGAAGGAUGAAGAGCGUGAGGCACAGGAGCGUAAGUUGGAAGAGGAAGCAAAAGCUCAAAAGGCCAGGGAAGAGGAAGCUGCUGCGUUAGAGUUUGACAAGUGGAAAGGUGAAUUUUCAGUUGAUGAUGAAGGUACACUAGAAGAGGAGCAGGAUAAAACUGAAGAUUUGCUUACCAAUUUUGUUGAAUAUAUAAAGAAGCAGAAAUGUGUUCCCUUAGAAGAUCUUGCUGCAGAAUUUAAAUUGCGUACACAGGAAUGUAUCAAUCGCAUCACAUCUCUGGAAAGUAUGGGUCGGCUUUCGGGUGUCAUGGAUGAUAGGGGAAAAUUCAUUUACAUCUCACAGGAAGAGAUGAAAGCUGUUGCUGAUUAUAUUAAGCGACAAGGGAGGGUUAGCAUUUCCCAUUUAGCUAGUAAAUCAAACCAGUUCAUUGAUUUAGAGCCAAAGACUCAUUAUACCGAGGACAUUAGUAACAUGGAGGAGAUAACUGUCAACUGACAUGGUUUUUUGGCUUACAUGUGAAGAAAAAUCAUGUGAUGUACAUAAAGAAAAAAAUGCACUGAUCUGGCUUUAUUAGGAUAUGGUACAUGACUUUAAGCAGCCUUAGCAUUACUCCAAUUUCAUUUCCUGCAAAAAUAUAUUUUUACUGUAUUUAAAGAGAACAUAUUAAUAUCUCAAUGCACUAUUUUAGAAAGUUAUUCCAUAUUUUUUGCUUCACAACAAUUUUAGCACUUUUGAAGGUGUGCUUGUACCAUGUAAUUUCUCAAUUAAUUUGAAACUAGUUUCAGACAGA
Molecule: messenger RNA, 1257 nt
Organism: Medicago truncatula (barrel medic)
Lineage: Eukaryota; Viridiplantae; Streptophyta; Magnoliopsida; Fabales; Fabaceae
Product: DDRGK domain-containing protein 1
Exons: 8
Coding region: 72-962 (296 amino acids)
Molecular function (GO): ubiquitin-like protein ligase binding
Source: RefSeq, a predicted model, not a curated record